Lithohypha guttulata is the source of this 1131-nucleotide messenger RNA. It is a transcript of the gene OXR1, whose product is annotated as oxidation resistance protein 1. NCBI's taxonomy places the organism in Eukaryota, Fungi, Ascomycota, Eurotiomycetes, Chaetothyriales, Trichomeriaceae. Bases 1 to 1131 code for a protein of 376 amino acids. The transcript has a single exon. Gene Ontology annotation, biological process: response to oxidative stress. Gene Ontology annotation, cellular component: nucleus. The record is from RefSeq and is a predicted model, not a curated record.
AUGGCCUCUAAGCCGUCCAGCCAUACUACAGCGAGCACUAUCGAGUCAGAAGAGCCAAAGACAGGCCUUGCUGCGAAUCCUCACAACCCAAGUUCGGCUGCCUAUUUGGCCUAUCCUAUCACCCACGUCUUUAAGAGUCUGGCUCGGCGCAUGGGUGAGCCUCCAGAAUAUGAUGUAGGACGAUUACUUGACGCUCCAACGAUACCACAAAACAAGCCGGUUAUGUACACUCCCUCGAGAAGAGCAUCACCCUUUCAACCCCCACCUUUGACUGCUUUGCAGUUGUCGCAUGCCCUAUCCGACUCUCAGGCUGAGAGCUUGCUACUCACUCGUUCGCUGGCAGAGGAAAUUCGACUGCUCAUUCCUCCUCGUCUGCAGCUGGUGGAUUCGUGGCGACUGGCCUACAACCUGCAGUUGCAUGGCUCGUCACUGAGCACUCUGUACCAAUAUUGUGAUAACAUCCUAGGCCCUCUAGGGUCUACUCGAAGAGGAGGUUUUGUUUUGGUCGUCAAAGAUGGCAGUGAUGCAGCUGGUUCUGGAUCGGUCUUUGGUGCUUACCUUACCGAUCCACCCACAGUGCAGCAACACUACUUCGGCACUGGCGAAUGCUUCUUGUGGCGGGCGAGUAUCCUACCGUCUUUUGCAACAAUACAAGCCAAUUCCAACAAAUCAGGGUCCAAGACACCACCUUCAGAAGAUCUCCUAGAACUCGCUGGCCUUCCACCACCACCCAGCGCCGACACAACUAAUGCCCAAAGGACGACCACUGUAAGAAGUGAGAGAAGGCGUUCUUCUGUUGCUCAUAAGCAGCCCUCCUUCGGUCCGAGAAACCCUGCUAGUCAUGAGAGCGGGCCCCAUCCACCAUCACCUGUGGCGUCUGGAUUCUCGACUCCUGAUCGCAUCCGUUUCAAGGCGUUUCCUUACAGCGGUAUCAAUGAUUUCAUGAUCUAUUGUCAACGUGACUACCUUUCCGUUGGUGGCGGUGAUGGGCACUAUGGACUUUGGCUCGAUAACGAUCUACAGAGUGGUAUCAGUGAUUCUUGUCCGACUUUCGGAAACGAGCCACUGAGUGAUGAGGGUAAAAAGUUCGACGUCCUCGGAGUCGAGAUCUGGUAUGUUGGUGGAUCAUGA